GGGGCUCCGGGCGCCAUUUCUCGCAUCUUCCCGAGAGUCGUCCUCUCUGCGGCCUCGCUCCAGACCUCUCCCCUCGCGUCGUCGGCGCCCCGCGCCCCCUUCGUCCCUGCAUUGCCGUCCCCGGUCUAGUGACAAAAAUGCUGAGCUUCUUCCGAAGAACACUUGGGCGUCGGUCAAUGCGUAAACAUGCAGAGAAGGAGCGACUCCGGGAAGCUCAGCGAGCUGCCAUACACAUUCCUGCAUCUGGAGAUGCUAAGUCCGUCAUCACAUGUCGGGUGUCCCUUCUGGAUGGCACUGAUGUUAGUGUGGACUUGCCGAAAAAAGCCAAAGGACAAGAGCUGUUUGAUCAGAUUAUGUACCACUUGGACCUUAUUGAAAGUGACUAUUUUGGACUGAGAUUUAUGGAUUCCGCGCAAGUUGCACAUUGGUUAGAUGGUACAAAGAGCAUCAAAAAGCAAGUAAAAAUUGGUUCACCAUAUUGUCUGCAUCUUCGAGUUAAAUUUUAUUCCUCAGAACCCAAUAAUCUUCGUGAAGAGCUAACCCGGUAUUUAUUUGUUCUUCAGUUAAAACAAGAUAUUCUCAGUGGAAAAUUAGACUGUCCCUUUGGUACCGCAGUGCAGUUGGCAGCCUUUACUCUGCAAGCUGAACUUGGUGACUAUGAUCUUGCUGAACAUAGUCCUGAACUUGUAUCAGAGUUCAGGUUUGUGCCCAUUCAGACGGAAGAGAUGGAGCUGGCUAUUUUUGAGAAAUGGAAGGAAUACAGAGGUCAGACACCAGCACAAGCUGAAACCAAUUAUCUGAAUAAAGCCAAAUGGCUAGAAAUGUAUGGGGUUGAUAUGCAUGUGGUCAAAGCUAGAGAUGGGAAUGACUAUAGCUUGGGACUAACCCCUACAGGAGUCCUUGUGUUUGAAGGAGAGACCAAAAUUGGCUUAUUUUUUUGGCCCAAGAUAACCAGAUUGGAUUUUAAGAAGAAUAAAUUAACCCUGGUGGUUGUAGAAGAUGAUGAUCAGGGUAAAGAGCAGGAACAUACAUUUGUCUUUAGACUGGAUCAUCCGAAAGCAUGCAAACAUUUAUGGAAAUGUGCUGUGGAGCAUCAUGCAUUCUUCCGUCUUCGAGGUCCUGUACAAAAGAGUUCUCAUCGAUCAGGAUUUAUUCGACUAGGAUCACGAUUUAGAUAUAGUGGGAAAACUGAGUACCAGACCACAAAAACCAAUAAAGCAAGAAGAUCAACAUCCUUUGAAAGAAGGCCCAGCAAACGAUAUUCUCGACGAACCCUGCAAAUGAAAGCAAGUACAGCAAAACCUGAAGAACUCAGUGUUCACAAGAAUGUUUCAACUCAGAGUAAUGGCUCCCAACAGGUUUUGGGUAUGAGAUCUACUCUGCCUAUGAUUCCUUCUGUACCCUCUGGUCCUGUGCUGGUGGAGAUAGAGAAUCUUCCACGGAGUCCUGGAACAGACCAGCAUGGCAGGAAAUGCUUGCCUCUGAAUAUUGAUUUGCUAGAUAGUCCAAACUUACUGGCAACAACAAUUGAUGUUACUGGGGCAUCUGACACUAUGGAAAGAUCCCAAGUACCAGCCACCAGGCAAAUUGGAUUAGCAGGACCUGAAGCUGAAUAUGAAACAUUAAAUGAUGCUGCAGAGAAGCUCAAACACCUUGAGAUGGAAGCCAGUCCAUUGCCAUCCCCUCGUUCCAACAUUGAUGUUAACAUCAACAGCCAGGAGGAGGUGGUGAAGUUGACUGAGAAAUGUCUUAACAAUGCCAUUGAGAGCCCAGGACUAAAUGCCAGGAGAGUUCCUCCUGACUUGAAAAGUAACAUUUUGAAGGCUCAAGUAGAAGCAGUGCACAAGGUUGCAAGAGAAGAUAGCAUAUUAAGUAAUAAAAAUGCCAGUAUUCAGGAUGCUACACCAAACAGUGCUGUAUUAAAUGAGAACGAUAUGCCCCUCUCAGAUCUUCUUGCUUUGAUGUGUACCACACCUACAGAAAAUAGUUCUGUUCUGAAGGAUGCUGCAGAUGAAUUGGAUGCCUUGCUUUUAUCUCUUACUGAGAAUCUAAUUGACCACAGAGCCACACCUCAGGUUUCUUCAGCAUCCAUGAUCACACCCCGGUGGAUUGUGCCACAGAGCAGUGUCCUUUCUAAUGGACUCGCAGGUAAUGGAGCACCCUUGGCAGGCAAGGAAGAGCAUGGUAAUAGAGAAGCCGUCUCGGUGAUCUCUUCCCCAGCACCAUUCUUGGUGGAUGCUGUGACCAGCUCUGCUCCAGCUUUGGCGGAAGAAGCCGUCCUGAAGCAGAAGUGUUUACUGACAACUGAGCUCUAAGGGAGCUGCCUCCCCACCUGUAGAUGGAAAUGCCCCCACCCCUCCAGCAGCCCCUCCGUGAAUGGGUUUAACUGGAAUGUACUGGAUUCAGCAACUUGCCCUUUACUUUCACCUAAAUUUGACUUCACCUCGUGAAAGCACUGCCACAUUUUCCGUCCAGCUGGAGGGACUUCAUUAGACUGCGUAUUUGCCCAAAUUAAGGGUAUCUGGUCUUUUUUAUAAUUGUGUUGAAGUUGUAAAUUCCUGAAACAAGGGAAUUACUUCCCCAGUGGUUUUCUUACACUGCUUGGCUCCUCCUGGUGGUUGUAGCUGUUCAUAGCACCUCCGUAACUACAGCUUUGGAUUAUUUCUCUCUAGUAUGAGGGUGUCUUUGAUCUGAAUGCCUAUUAGAGAAAUUACCCUUUUCCAUGUAUUACCUGGAAAUUCGGAACUUAGGAAAUUGCUGAGGACAUUUUUCUGGUAGAUUAAGGGCAAGCUUUUUAUUUUUAUUUUUUUAUAAUAAUUAAAAUACUAAAGAGAAGUUUAGAGUACAGAGGGUUUUCAGAUGGCUCCCAUCCUGUAACUUCUUACUGGACCAGCUAUCUUAAUACCCCAGGUUUACAUCAAGGCAAGAUAAAUCUUGAGAAGAACUGUGGAGAAAGCAAUUGCCUGUCUUUUUUUUUUUCCCAGCCCUUCUCAUAGGAAACUCUCAUGCAUCACAGACAUACUCUGUGACUUCAGCCUGGAAGGGGCAAGCAUAGGCUAGAGAGACCCUGGGGCUCUUAGCUGUAGACACCCAUCAUUCCUCCUGAGCCCAAUGAGGAGUGUGCUCCUUGACAGACUCAGGUCCGGAGGGAGUAGCACACAGCCACUUCUGCGCACUGGGCUAACAUGGCUCCAUUUAAAAGGUAAUGUAAGUGGAGUAAAUUCAGACCUUGUAAGCUGAGGAACACAAAAUACCAGGACAGAAAUGGGAAAUUGGUGUGGGGGGAUUUUGUUUCUUGAACAACUACCCUGUGUGAAACUAUACACAACAUAGUGAAAGAACUUGCAUCUCACAGUACAUUAAGAAUUUCAUGUUAGUUUUAAAAAGUUCUCUAGAAUUUCCUCAUCACUUUUGGUCUAUACAGAAAAAUUAUUGAUGCUGAAGUAGUACAUGCUCAUCUCAUAGAAAGAAAAUAAAGUAUAAAAAUAACCAGCUGUAGUCCCAACAGUAGAAAAAUACUCUUUUAGCUUUAAAACUUUAGAAUUCACAAGGUAACAUCAAUUGCUAUUGGAAAUUAGGAUGAUAUGGAAACCACUUUGACAAAGUUGUAGUUAAUUCCUGUUUUUAAGGACUGGUGUUGAACUAUACCACUUGGAAUGUGUUUUUUAAUUUUCUGCCCCAUAAUAUGUAUGUAACUGAGUGUUAAUUUAUGCUGCCCAGCAUAGAAGAACAUCCAUCUUUAAAGCUCCAUGGUUUAGACUAUCCUGGGCAUAAUCGUGUUCAGGCAAACACACACUAGAGUCUGACUGGAAAGCUCAGGAAUCUUAAUUUUGUGUUGUUUCCCAGGGAGCUGGAGAGAUUGGAAACCACUUUUGCACAAAGUAGUUUUGCUGAAGGAAAGAAAGUUGACACUUCUUGCUGGCUGCCUCCCUUAAGCCAUUAUGCUAAAUUUGUGAAUUUCAUUGCUGCAACUCUUGCCAGUUUUUAAUUGUAAGACAGAUUUUCUUGCAGCUGUAAAUGACACCUAGAACCAGAGCUUUAUCCAGGACAUGUUGGACUGGACAUGGAAUUUUCAGUGUACUGACAACCCUACAUGAACUGAAAGGCUGAACUUGGGCUUCUAACCACAUGCAGCCAAGACAUUAGCAGCUCAGAAAGCCUAAAUUCCCCAUCUAGUUUAGGGUUAGCACCAUCCUAAUUUUAAUUUCUAAAAUUUAGGGAUUAAGUUGUUGAAAAUAUUCUAUAACCUUUGUGUCUUCAGGUACCUGUAUUCUUACCAGUCAGCAUAAUGAUAAGCACUUUCUUAAAAUUCAUUUGAAUUCAAAUUUCUCAAGCGAAAAGGAAACUUUUUCUCAUAUCUUGGCUUGAAGUGGUAAACAGAGAAAUUAAUACUUUAAUGUAUUGGAUUAGAUGCCUGUCAGGUAUAACUUCUCUCACAUAUCUGCUACUCGUGCCAUCUCUAGAGCUGCUAGACCAGUUCUCUUCUGCUCAUCUUAGAAUGGAGGGCAGGGCCAUGCUGAGGACAUCCGUGAACAUGUCAGGAGGGAGGGGGAUGUCUGUCUCUGUGAGGAGAGAGAAGCUUGUGGGUGUCAGUAAAAGAUGCUAGCAGGGAUUUGAGAUGAUACUGGGUCAGGAGGCAGGCCGGUUGCAGUGAUGCGGGAGGGACCAAGCUGGUGAACUUCAGGACAUAGUUCCCCAUCACAAGAGAACAAAAUCCACCUGCACAUCUGAAUCAUCUGAUAAACUAUGUAAAGCUCUGCUCCUCGUAUGAGAUAAAGCCCUGCUGGCUGUUCAAAAUGAGGGCUCAUUGGGCAGGAAUUUUUUCCUGUAUCUAGAUGAGAUUCCCAUACAGUAGCACAAUAUAGCUAAAGAAAUAUCAGCAACGUUUAAGUCAGCAGUAAUGAGAACACGUUGGAAAAGAGAGCAAGAAUAAUAGUUUAUUUGAGCGUUCCAGCUAGAAAGCUGUUAACAUUCUUCCAUUGGAAGGCUGCUUGGAGAUGAUUUAUAGUUGAGAUAACAGGCCCAGAUCAACAGAAAAUAAAGAAGGCCACUUCAGCCUCAGGCUCUACUUCACUGUGGUUACCUUCUCUCCAGAUUCCAGUACCAUGUUUACUCUGGUUACUCACUGUGUUCAAAGAUGACAAGAUGCAUGACUUGUGAGUGGUGCCCAUGAGUGGGUUUUAGGCAGCUGCAUAGAAAGUGGCAGGCUCCUUUUGUGGUUUGGGCACUCCUGAGGACACUUAGCACUGUGCCCUGCAGUAGACGCCUGCCACUUAAUUCAGCUCCGGGCAGCAGGAAGGAAGUGACUCAGUCCACUUAGAGCCCUGAAAGUGGGUAGUAGUGGCCUGGUGGCUUACAAUAAUAUUGAUAGGCUUCAGUUUGUCUCUAGACUCUCCUUCUGAACUUGUGAAAUACGAUCAUCUUUCUUACUGUUUGUCAGUAGUGUCACCGCUAGACACAGGAAGGGCUCAUUGUCCUUCCAUCCCUGCCCUUCAGGAAACUGCCAAAUGAAGGCAGGUUAGUUCCUUCAUCUUGAUCAGUUUAGACAUGCCUUUAGCAGCUUUCCUAAAAUGUUUAUAUUGUUGUAAGAAAAAUUCUUUAAAAAAAUAUUUUUCACAGUUUACUUUUUGUCUUUACCUUUAUUUGCUUUUGCACAAUUGCAUGUUCUGUGGACGGUUAAGGGUGAAAGCCUUGGGUUGUCCCUUGCAUCCUGCUUGUGCUCUUAUGCUUCUUCAUUCAGGCCACAGCUGGUACCUCUUGUCUUCUCAUAGGCCCCAGAAUGAAAACUCAGGUGUCACUUAAGUAAUCUAGUUAGAGCAGAAUUAUUUGGCAGUCACUACACAGAGAGAAAUCUUCCAUGUUUUUUUGUAAGGGUCCUGAGAAGCAAAGUUCUCAUUUAGAGCAGGUAUCAGCAAACCUUUUCUGUAAAGAACAGAGAUAGUUUUUACUUUACAACUCAACUCACUGUUGUAGUGCAAAAGCAGCAUAGUCAGUGGUGCACACAUGGCCAGCUGGGUUCCAGUAAGUUCCAUGUACAAAAGCAGGUUCUGAGUCCUGAUUUCAGGUCAGUAGAGUGGCUCCCUGGGAUUUGAUUCGGUCAGGCAUUCAGAUGGAUGCUGCUGUGUUGGCCGUCACUCACAGGCACCUGAUAUUUCUAGAACUGGCAUCUUCAUUCACACAUGAACAAGGUGCAGGCAUGGGUCUCCAGCUUUUGAGAGUCUUCAUGAGGGCUCACCAGCUUCUGAUUAAUCUUGCCUCAGCCUUUUAGGUGCUUAGAAACCUGGAAUCUUAUACAGAUGGAAGAUUAUAUUUCUGUAUCAUUUGUUCUUUUUUCUCAAAGAUUUAAACACUCUGGUUCUUGAAUGAUCAGAAGAAAGUUGAAAGCUUUUCCUGCCUGUUAGCCCACAGGAUAAGGAAAUUUGGUUUAUAGAAAUUUGCCCUGAGCCUAACUCUGCUGUGUUAACAUGUUGGUGGAGCUGUGAUCAUUUCCAGUUCCAAAAGAGGAUCCAUAAGUCUCUUUAUCACAGUAAAAAGCUGGAGACAGUAAUGCAGUCACUUUGCAGGAUUUCUAUUUACCAGAGAAGUAUUUUAGCAUACAUCCCUUGUUCUUUUAAUCUUCAUACUUGGAUAUGAUAGACAGUUAUGAAGACCUCACUAACUAUUUUGUGUUGACUUUUUGUAUGUGUAAAGCUUUGCAGUAGCUUUUAAUUUAUUUUUGUAUCAAGCUCACUAUUCAUUCAGUGUGUUCCAGUCUUAUAUGACUUAUUAGAAGCACUGCCCAGACUGAGUUGUUCGUGUACUGAAGUGAGAACUGUAGAGGGGCCACAAAUAAAGCUUUUGU
Manis javanica (Malayan pangolin) is the source of this 6841-nucleotide messenger RNA. It is a transcript of the gene EPB41L5, whose product is annotated as erythrocyte membrane protein band 4.1 like 5. Gene Ontology annotation, molecular function: cytoskeletal protein binding. The record is from RefSeq and is a predicted model, not a curated record. Gene Ontology annotation, biological process: actomyosin structure organization. Gene Ontology annotation, cellular component: cytoskeleton. NCBI's taxonomy places the organism in Eukaryota, Metazoa, Chordata, Mammalia, Pholidota, Manidae.